Molecule: messenger RNA, 4572 nt
Organism: Gossypium arboreum
Lineage: Eukaryota; Viridiplantae; Streptophyta; Magnoliopsida; Malvales; Malvaceae
Product: DExH-box ATP-dependent RNA helicase DExH11
Exons: 23
Coding region: 300-4340 (1346 amino acids)
Biological process (GO): nuclear-transcribed mRNA catabolic process, 3'-5' exonucleolytic nonsense-mediated decay
Cellular component (GO): Ski complex
Molecular function (GO): RNA helicase activity; RNA binding; ATP binding
Source: RefSeq, a predicted model, not a curated record
CCUAAAUUCAAAUAGCACAAAAUCCAAAACAACCUCAAAGUUAUCUGAUUCAUGAGAUAACCAAAACUGAAAUAUUAAUUUCACACCUAAUAAGUUUUGAAUUCAUAGCAGCCAAACAAGGCCCCAAGGUCCCAAACUCUGCUCAAUGCACGCACACACACAAGCCAGCCCGCACUCAGAAAAUUAUGCUUUCCCUUGUCUGACUUUACUCAAAACCCGCGAAAAAGCUUUCGAAUCAAAAUCACACAUUAAAGCGCCCUACAAAACGUUCAAUUCCCGGAACAUCUCACCAACGGCAAAUGAAACCGAUCCAAGCAGCAAACGGGUUCAGUUUCCGAGUCGGAUUCUCCGGCUACAGCGGCCACCUCAGAGUCGAGCCUCUCUAUACCGAGGAGCGUGAUAACCCUAUCAAAUCCCUCCCCGACUUUGUUCUUCCACCUGCGUUUCCGACGGAAACACCUGAAUCGAUUGAGGAGCACAUAAAGGAGAAAUAUCUUUUGCCAAGAUUAGACGAGGAUGCUUUCUCUCCUGAAAAAGCUGGAAAGCAAUGGGAUUUUGACUGGUUUGCCAGGGCAAAAAUACCAUUGGAGCCAUCAAUGCCAAGAGCUAUAAUGGUUCCAGUUUGGGAAUUACCUUUCAGACGGUGUAAGGAGGGAUCAACUGAAGGAAAGUGGGAGCCUAAUUCAACGCAGGUGGACGUAUCAGACAUAAUAGUUGGAGGUGAAACUCGUGGAUCCUUUCCACGAGCGUCUAAUGGUGCAGCCAAUGAUAUUGUGAGAGGAAGCAUUAAUAACCGCCCUUUUCGUCCAGGAGGCUUGGAGGAUCAAUCUUUAGAGAGGAUAUUUCCUUAUGGUGCAUCUAAUGGUGAGUGGGUUCGUGAGGUGCUAAAUGGUGGUCCUGCUCAGACAAUUCCUCCAGGCUUUAAGCAAGGAUUAAAACUUGGUGAUCUUAUGUCACAUCCUUGCUCAUGGAAUGUUUACAAGGACCAAAGUGCACCUGAUGACACAUCAGUUGGAAAUUUGAGUGAGUUGUCUGUACAAUUUGAUGACUUGUUCAAGAAAGCUUGGGAAGAGGAUGUUGUAGAACUUGACAAAGAUGAAGGGCAUUCAACAGAAUCAGAUUCUGUUAAGUCAGAAGCUGAAGCCAACCAAGUUGAUGUUCUCAACACUCUUGAUACUGGAUCAUCUGCUUUGGAUGAGAUUUUGUCAGUUGAAGCUGAAAAAGUAGAUAAUGGCAGGGAUAAGGGUGGUCAGCAACAAAAGGAGGCUUGGGCUGUUAGUGGAGGUAGUGAGUGGAUUGCUGAUCAGUUUUAUGAACUAGUUCCUGACAUGGCAAUUGAGUUUCCUUUUGAGUUGGAUACAUUCCAGAAGGAGGCUAUUUAUUAUCUGGAAAAGGGGGAAUCUGUUUUUGUGGCGGCACAUACAUCUGCUGGAAAGACAGUUGUAGCAGAAUAUGCAUUUGCUUUGGCAUCAAAACAUUGCACUAGAGCUGUGUAUACUGCUCCAAUUAAAACAAUCAGCAACCAGAAGUAUAGAGAUUUCUGUGGGAAGUUUGAUGUUGGCCUUCUCACAGGUGAUGUUAGUUUGAGACCAGAGGCUUCUUGUCUCAUCAUGACAACUGAAAUCUUAAGGUCAAUGCUUUAUCGAGGUGCAGAUAUUAUUCGCGAUAUUGAAUGGGUUAUAUUUGAUGAGGUGCACUAUGUGAAUGAUGUUGAAAGAGGUGUGGUUUGGGAAGAAGUCAUAAUCAUGCUUCCAAGGCAUAUUAAUAUCAUCCUCCUUUCAGCCACGGUGCCUAAUACAAUUGAGUUUGCUGAUUGGAUUGGUCGCACAAAGCAAAAGAAAAUUCGUGUCACUGGAACAACAAAAAGACCAGUCCCACUGGAGCAUUGCCUGUUUUAUUCUGGAGAACUUUACAAAAUAUGUGAGAGAGAAGAUUUUAUACCUCAGGGACUGAAGGCUGCUAAAGAUGCUUACAAGAAAAAGAAUUCCAGUGCAACUAGUGGUGGGACUGGUUCAUAUAGUGGAUCUUCUACAGUUCAGGAUGGGGCUAGAGGUCAGAAACGUGAACCUUUUAACCGAGGGAAACAAAAUAAGCAUUCUGGUCCCCAAACUUUUGGGAAUUAUACUGGAACUGGUUGGGGGAAUCAAAGUAAUGGAGGUGGCCAGAAUAGUUGGGGCUCUAGGAGAACAACUUGGUUGAUGCUUAUUGACAAGCUUUCAAAGAAGUCACUAUUACCUGUGGUUAUAUUUGGUUUCUCAAAGAAUCAAUGUGAUAAAUCUGCUGACAGCAUCUCAGGAACUGACCUCACUAGUAGUUCUGAGAAAAGUGAGAUUCGAGUUUUUUGUGAUAAAGCUUUUUCACGGCUGAAGGGAUCUGAUCGUAACUUGCCCCAGGUUGUCAGAGUUCAGAACCUUCUUUACAGGGGAAUUGGUGUACAUCAUGCAGGUUUGCUUCCAAUUGUUAAGGAAGUUGUUGAGAUGCUCUUCUGUCGAGGUGUGAUUAAGGUUUUGUUUUCAACAGAGACAUUUGCAAUGGGGGUUAAUGCUCCAGCCAGAACGGUUGUAUUUGAUACAUUAAGGAAGUUUGAUGGCAAGGAAUUUAGACCAGUGCUUCCUGGGGAAUACACUCAAAUGGCAGGUCGUGCUGGCAGAAGAGGACUUGAUAAAAUUGGUACAGUUAUUGUGAUGUGUCGUGAUGAAAUCCCUGAAGAGAGUGAUUUGAAACAUGUUAUAACUGGAACUCCAACUAAGCUUGAAUCUCAAUUCCGGUUGACAUACAUCAUGAUCCUGCAUCUCCUUCGUGUCGAAGAACUGAAGGUAGAGGACAUGUUGAAACGAAGUUUUGCUGAAUUUCAUGCUCAGAAGAAACUUCCAGAGCAACAGCAACUACUAUUGCGAAAGCUUGCACAGCCAAAGAAAACUAUAGAAUGUAUUAAAGGUGAACCAGCAAUUGAAGAGUACUAUGAGAUGCAUACUGAAGCUGAGGAACACAGUGAACAGAUAAUAAAAGCUGUCAUGCAGUCUUCUGUAGCCAAACAAUAUCUUACACCAGGGAGAGUGGUUGUGGUCAAAUCUCAGUCAGCCCAGGACCAUUUACUAGGAGUUGUCCUGAAAUCACCUCCUGCCAAUAACAAACCAUAUAUUGUGCUACUUCUUAAACCUGAUGUGCCAUCAAUGACUCAAAGUCCCUCAGACCGAAGUAACUUGCAAGACAAGAAAGGUGCCGACUUCCAUCAAGGUUAUGUGCUGCUACCAAAAUCCAAGCGUGGUCUUGAAGAAGAUUACCGCAUAUCUGCUGGUCCACGUAAAGGUUCAGGUAUCAUCAACAUAACACUGCCACACCGUGGUGCUGCUGCAGGAGUGACUUUUGAGGUCAGAGAAGCUGAAAAUACAGAAUUCUUAUGUAUAUGCAAUAGCAAGAUAAAAUUGGACCUACCUGGACUUCUUGAAUUUGUUAGCAAUCCCGCUUUCUCCCACACAGUUCAGCAGCUCUUGAAAUUGAAGUCUAAUGGAAACAAAUAUCCUCCUGCCUUAGAUCCACUUAAAGAUCUAAAAUUGAAAGACAUGGAUCUCAUUAAAGCAUACGACAAAUGGACCCAUCUACUGCAGAAAAUGUCAGAGAACAAAUGCCAUGAAUGUAUAAAAUUGGAGGAGCACAUUAAGUUAGCCAAAGAAAUUAAGAAGCAUAAAGAGGAAGUUAACGCUCUUCAAUUUGAACUGUCUAACGAAGCACUCCAACAGAUGCCAGAAUUUCAGGGCCGGAUUGAUAUUCUGAAAGAAAUUGGUUAUAUAGAUGAAGACCUUGUGGUUCAAAUAAAAGGUCGUGUUGCCUGUGAGAUGAAUUCAGGGGAGGAAUUGAUAUGCACUGAAUGUUUAUUUGAGAAUCAACUUGAUGACCUUGAACCCGAAGAGGCAGUGGCUUUAAUGUCUGCCUUCGUGUUUCAGCAAAAGAAUACUUCCGAACCUUCUCUUACAUCCAAACUCUCUCAGGCCAAACAAAGGUUGUAUGACACAGCUAUAAGACUUGGUAACCUUCAAGCAGAGUUCAAAUUACCAAUAACGCCCGAGGAGUAUGCACAAGAAAAUCUCAAGUUCGGUCUUGUUGAAGUGGUGUACGAAUGGGCAAAGGGAACCCCGUUUGCAGAUAUUUGUGAGCUCACAGAUGUUCCUGAAGGCCUUAUAGUGCGAACAAUAGUCAGGCUGGAUGAGACCUGUCGCGAAUUCAAAACUGCCGCAGCUAUAAUGGGUAAUUCAUCGCUUUACAAGAAAAUGGAAUCUGCUUCCAAUGCCAUAAAACGUGAUAUCGUUUUCGCGGCUAGUUUGUACAUUACUGGAGUGUGAUAUGUAUAUUGUUCUGUGAUUAAUGAUUCUGACAUAGUUAAGUAGAUAGAUCCUUAAUCAAAACGAUUUUUAACCAUUUUCCCUUGGUUCUAGAAGCCUACAUAUUGAGAUUUAUUUCCCUUUCAGAUCAGGAUACCAUUGACCUAGUUCGCACGACCUUUUUUCCAACUUUGAUCUGUACAUUUGAUGUCCUUAAAAUCAUCAUAAAUUUUUCCCUGAUCUGUUUCAGAAA